GUGGCAUAGUGGCGUAGUGUAGAAACCAUGGUAUAGUCACAUAUGCUACUCAUGUCUACUCCUACCAGAGGUUUCACCAACAAAUCUCAAGAAGGGCCGCUCAAUUCCAGAAGAAAUGUAAGUUUAGCUUUUUCCCUACGAGUGUGGAUUUCCACGCCGAAGCAGACGAGUCCUUCAGUUUGGCUCGAAGCACAUCUGAGCACAUCGAAUAGCACAGCUUGGCGCCAUGGCCGCAGACACCCCGAUGGCUGAGAACGGCACAGACGGGUAUGCUGCUUGUUCCAUCAGCAUGGCAGAGGAACGUCAGGUCAGCGGAUUUGAUGAAAUCUCCUCGUUUUGAAGCGGAUUUGAUGAAGGUGUCUUCUUUCUAGCAUAGCGGAGGAAGACGAUCCACGACAAUGGAUUGCUUGAAUGCCAGCUAGGCUGAUGCCCUUUAAUCAGCGGAUUCUUGCGUUUUAUUUGCACAACCACUUGUGCCGAACUCCCAUGUUCAUCACUUUUGGGGUCGAAAGUACGAAACGUUUGGUUUGCGGGUGCGUGCGAUUUGUCAGAUAGGUUGCUUCUUGUCCAUUCUUGCUGUGUUUUGAAAUGUGCUAAUGAGGCCAAACAUGAGGCCGACUCCUGCAAAAAACAAUCAUGAGGCCAAACAGGACAUCAAACUUUAUAUCAAGACAAACAAAACACAUGAUGUGUAAUCAUCUAAUGUGAAGCUCAAUGAAUCUCAUCAUUUUCAUAAUAAUGGUUGUGUGAUUUGUUUUCUAUAUGCUAGGACACUCCCUGUGCCAUUUGUUGAAUGUAAUAGUUAACAUAAACAAACAACUUGCACCUGACCUGAUGUGUUUGUUUAUCAGUUUCAUGAACCUCAGGUGGUGGCUGCCAAGGUGGCUGAGCUCGACGCCUUGAUCAGCCAGGUUGAAGCCCAGAAGCGCAAGCUGGUCAAGGCCCAUUGCCGCGGGGAGCAGCUCCCAGAGGGCGUCGUGAUGAUAUGGAAAAAGGACUUGGACAAGAUGAAGUAUAACGAUAAGGCGCCAGCGGUUGAUGGAUAUAGUGCAUAUUACAAGUUGGACGUGCACCAAAGGCCAAAGGAUCUCGCUUGGAUCAAUCAGUGUGCCAACUGCAGCAUCUACUACAAGCAGGGAGAGACCCUGAACAAGCACUUUUCCUCAUCCGGAGGGCAUGUGCAAUGGCAAGUGGAAAGGCCACAGUUGUCCGAUGUGCGGCCUCCAAAGAGGUCACCUACAGGUAAAGGACAUGAACAACUCCCGGUGGUGUACAAGCAGCAACAACACACUGAGUGGUAAACAUGACAGCUUUUUUGGGGUUCAAAUACUUGAAGGAAAGCUUCGAAAGGAGCGGGGGAUUCAAAAACAGCUUCGGUUAGAACUGAGUCUGUGAGUCGUUCUUCUCCAAUCACCCAGGAGUAAAAGCCCAUGGUUGGAUGUCAACAGCUCUUCCCAUCGGUCUGAGUGUCACAAGUGUAGCGGAACAAGCGUGGUCCAGAAGCGACCUGGCUUGAUUCUGCGGCUCAUCUC
Messenger RNA from Durusdinium trenchii, 1532 nucleotides. The record is from the annotation of a GenBank genome assembly. NCBI's taxonomy places the organism in Eukaryota, Dinophyceae, Suessiales, Symbiodiniaceae.